Branchiostoma floridae (Florida lancelet) is the source of this 2079-nucleotide messenger RNA. Its product is annotated as gastrula zinc finger protein XlCGF57.1-like. Gene Ontology annotation, biological process: regulation of transcription by RNA polymerase II. NCBI's taxonomy places the organism in Eukaryota, Metazoa, Chordata, Leptocardii, Amphioxiformes, Branchiostomatidae. Gene Ontology annotation, cellular component: nucleus. The transcript is spliced from 2 exons. The record is from RefSeq and is a predicted model, not a curated record. Gene Ontology annotation, molecular function: DNA-binding transcription factor activity, RNA polymerase II-specific; RNA polymerase II transcription regulatory region sequence-specific DNA binding. Bases 584 to 1201 code for a protein of 205 amino acids.
ACCUUUGCCCCUAGAUGCUUUGGCCCGUCCGCCAUUUUGCGCUCUUCGGAGAUAGUAUUUUUUUUCUCUGAUCUGAUGAAAUUCCAACUGAUUUGAACGCGAAAUCAACCAGGCAACAUUCGAAGCGUAAAGACGCAGUACUACUAGUGACCUAUCGCCACAGAAUCGCCAUAGUGUUCCCAAAGGCUGACCAUCGGGUAUUCUGGGAACGAGACUAGCAACAGAGAGAGCGAGACAGGAACGAGGGAACAUACGGACAAAUACGAGGCAAAUUUGUUCACCUGUGGGAAACAAGGGAAGAAAAUAGAGACUCUGUUCAAGGUGGACGUCGCCGUGGACGGCAGCGAAAAGCUUGGCAGGAUAACAUCGCUGACUGGACGUCCCUCAGCCUACAGGAGAGGAUAACCCUGGCUAGGGAAAGGCACACCUGGGGGUAACUCUCGAUCUUCAUGUCUACCUUGUCCCCCCCAACGACCUGGAGGUCAAGGGACUAGGUAGGUAGAUAGGUUCAAGGAAACCAUUAAUCCUACGCUGCCCCGGACCGACGCAGAUAUACUAGUACGUGCAAAUUUGUCCAGGACAGAUGGAAGGGCAAAGAGCAGAGGAUGUUUUGGGUGCUGCUUUGGCUGCGUCCCACAAAUGCGACCAUUGCGGAUACAGGGCGGCGUACAAAUAUCACCUAGCCAGGCAUAUGAGAAAACAUAUGGAUAAGACACAUGGCGAAAAGGACUUUAUGUGUGGGGAAUGCGGGUACAGGGUGGCUUUUAAGUCUGAUCUAACCAGGCAUAUUAGAACACAUAAAGGCGAGAAACCCUUCAAGUGUGACUAUUCUGCUGCACAGAAAGGCAGUCUAGAUAAACCCUUCAAGUGUGACCAGUGUGACUAUUCUGCUGCACAGAAAGCGAGUUUAGUCUACCAUAUGAGAAAGCAUACAGGUGAGAAGCCCUACAAAUGUGAGCAGUGCGACUAUUCUACUGUACGGAAAUCUGAUUUGGUUAACCACAUGGCUAAGCAUACUGGUGAAAAGCCCUACAUGUGUGGGGAGUGCGGGUACAGGACGGAUUACAAGUGUAACCUAAUCAUACAUAUGAGAAAACAUACAGGCGAGAAGCCCUACAAGUGUGACCAGUGUGACUAUUCUGCUGCACAGAAAGCCAAUUUAGACCAACACAUGGCUAAACACACUGGCGAGAAACCCUGAAUGUGUGGGGAGUGCGAAUAACGGGCAGAUCAGAUGAGUCACCCAUACAGCCAUAAGGGAAGACAUACAGGUUAAAAAUCCUACACUUAAACCACGAUGCUAAUGUUCUAUAGUACUGAAAGACACUUCGUCAUAUAGCACAGAAAAUUAGUGAAAAUCUGUGAAUGUAUGACUUUAUAUACAUUGAAAUUUAAAAUUCUUGGAUGCCUUUGUGUAGAUUUAUAGCUGGCCAUGUUCAAAAACCAAUGAAGAUAUUAAAAAUAAAUAACUUUAAUUGAAAAUACUAUUUUGUUACAGUUAUGCUUGUUUGCUUGACUUUCCAUACACAUAUUUGACAUUCUUGUAGACUAAACCUAUGGCAAUUUCUGUAGCUCUGUAGGGACGAGAGACUAUUGUAUGUAGUUUUCUUGUAUUAGUUUGUGUAAAAGCUAUCAGAUUUUUUUUUGCGAAAUAGAGGGAAAGAGGGAAUAGGAGAGAAGAAAAUAAAACCACCGCGAAGAUUUCAAGAUUUGUAGCAACACAUUGUGGUAAGCGUGACAAGGUAGUCUGUCUCGCUAACUUUAGCUAGUCUGAACUGAUGGUAAUUUAGCAGCUCAGAGAGCAAACACCCAUAUGUCUUUCUAUAUUAGUAUAUAGUAUAUAUCCAUAUGGUUGAUCGGUCGUGGGUAGAAAUAUGCUCAAGGUAACGCACCAAGCUGUGUUCGAUAUAAAUUGUGAUCGUUGUUUAUUGUGUCUAACAUGAGUUUGCUAAACGAAUGCAAACUUAUUCUACUUUACAGCACCCGAUACCAAGUCAUACGACCUGCACAAAAAUGAGGGAAGGUACAUUAAAUGCAUGACUUGGCGUUCGCUACUAUUAUAGAAAGGCUACGUAAAAA